This is a messenger RNA of Pundamilia nyererei, 324 nucleotides long. Its product is annotated as calmodulin-like protein 6. Lineage: Eukaryota; Metazoa; Chordata; Actinopteri; Cichliformes; Cichlidae. The transcript has 3 exons. The record is from RefSeq and is a predicted model, not a curated record. Gene Ontology annotation, molecular function: calcium ion binding. Gene Ontology annotation, cellular component: myosin II complex.
AUGGGCGCGGUCAGCAAAUUAUCACAAGUACAGAUCAAAAAAUACAAUGUAAUUUUUGAGAUGUUUGAUGAAGAAGGAAAUGGAGAAGUGAAGACACAAGAGCUAGAGAGGAUGAUGAGUUUAACUGGAAUCAAUCCUACCAAGAGCGAGCUCAUCCAGAUGGCCAAAGAUGUGGACAAAGAAGAUACCUGAAAAAGAGUAUUUAACUAUGAAAGCUUUCUGGGUCUCAUGGUUCUACACCAUGAAAGAACAAAGAACCAGGAUUCUGAACUCAGAGCUGCUUUUAGAGUAUUUGAUAAAGAGGGUAAGAAAUAUAUUGCCUGA